Molecule: messenger RNA, 1956 nt
Organism: Phodopus roborovskii (desert hamster)
Lineage: Eukaryota; Metazoa; Chordata; Mammalia; Rodentia; Cricetidae
Biological process (GO): viral process
Molecular function (GO): zinc ion binding; nucleic acid binding
Source: RefSeq, a predicted model, not a curated record
AUGGAGAAACAAAGAGAGACAUCUGCCCUCCUGGAGUCUGAGCUCUAUCGAGAAGACAGCAAGGUGAUGUUUGCAGAGGAGCGAUGUAGGGAGCUAUUAGAUGUAGGGAGCCGUUACAAGAUGGCGCCUCCAUCCGGCAGGCACCGAAUGGUGAACAAGCUAGUGCGCAGGCGCUGGGGAGGAGCUGGCUUAUACCCUGUACUCAAGCUUGAAGCCUUAAAUUUAGAUAGCUCCGAUGACUCCGAGGAGUCAGGAGAUGAGGUUUUAGAUACUGAGGAAGAGGCCGAAUUAGAAGAAGAGGCUGCUAGAUAUGAGGAAGAAAGAUACCACCCGGAUGGUUACGGACAAAACAGCAAAAGAUCUCAGGGACGGCGGCGUCAACCAGUCCUCUCUCAGGCUGUCCCUUCGGUGCCCCCUGCCUAUGAGAUUCGUCCGAACUCGUACUCUUUUCUCCCAGAUAGGGUAAAAAGAAAGUUGCGCCUCACUUACCCUGUCUUUGAAGGCGCUGAAGGAGGACGGGUUCAUGCACCCGUGGAAUAUAAUCAGAUAAAAGAGCUGGCAGAAUCAGUUAGAACUAACUUUACUCUUGCACAACUAGAUAGACUGGCCAUGACAGCUAUGACGCCAGCCUACUGGCAGACGGUCGUGAAGGCGUACUUGGAAUGGAAAGCACUCUGGCAUGAGGCCGCCCAAGAGCAGGCCAGAUCUAAUGUGAUGGCCUUGACUCCUGAACAGCAACAAUGGACAUUUGACCUACUAACAGGCCAGGGUCAUUUUGCAGCUGAUCAAACAAACUACCAUUGGGGCGCCUAUCAACAAAUCGCCAGUUCGGCCAUUAGGGCCUGGAAGGAGCUCUCCAAGAAAGGAGGGAUUGAUAAACAGCUCACUAAAAUUAUUCAAGGGACCCAAGAGCCAUUUUCUGACUUCGUGGCCAGAAUGACCGAGGCUGCCGGUCGUAUUUUUGGUGAUUCAGAACAAGCCAUGCCUCUAAUUGAACAGCUAAUUUUUGAACAGGCCACCCAAGAAUGCCGUGCAGCUAUAGCCCCGAGGAAGAAUAAGGGAUUACAAGAUUGGCUUAGGAUCUGUAGAGAACUUGGAGGACCCCUCACUAAUGCAGGGUUAGCUGCUGUCAUCCUACAGUCUCAGAAGCGCCCCCUUAAGGGGCCUGACAAAAGAACUUGCUUUAGAUGUGGAAAAGCAGGACACCUAAGAAAAGACUGUAAAAUGUCAAAAAGGGAGAGAGAUCCACCAACUCUUUGCACUGGUUGUGGCAAAGGCUAUCAUAAGGCCACCCAGUGCCGCUCGGUGAGAGAUAUAAAGGGCAGGAUUCUCCCUCCCAUGGAAACACCAACAAGCGAGAUUCCAAAAAACGGAGCAAUGGGCCCUCGGUCCCGGGGCCUUAAAUACGGGAACAGAUCCGCCAGGAAUGAAGAAAAUCCCUUCUGGGUUCCUGAAAGACUCACCAGGACAGUCCUGGAGCAGAAGGAUACAGCAGACCAGACAUAUGAAAGGGGGGAGCGAGCUGCUCCUCCUAAUGUCACUGAUGAUGAUCGAGAUCUCAGCUGUCCAGGGGGAACCACGUUGGGGAAUCAUGUCAACGUUUCCACUUCCGAUGCCGUUUCUCGGGCUUCUACAGCAGCGCAGGUGCCGCAAUUGGAGGUCCUCACCGAGAUUCUGAAAGCGAGAACCAGCUUCCUGAGCAACUGCUGGCCCCCGAUGGACACCCGUGCCCUGGUAUUUCGAGUUCCUGUCCUUGCCCCCAUGGUGAUGGAAGAUAGACAUGGGGGAGAAGAGAUUAUCCUCUACUACCAAGAAGGGACUUUGAUAUUACUGCUGCCAUCAUUUCUGCCAAUGUUGUGUCAGCAACUGCUGCCGCCAUUGCAAGGAUUGCUGUCGCUCAGUCCGCCGCCAACGCAGACUGUUAACCAGCUGGCGGACAGAAUCAGCGAACUCUAG